Molecule: messenger RNA, 978 nt
Organism: Telopea speciosissima
Lineage: Eukaryota; Viridiplantae; Streptophyta; Magnoliopsida; Proteales; Proteaceae
Exons: 1
Coding region: 1-978 (325 amino acids)
Source: RefSeq, a predicted model, not a curated record
AUGACGAAGGGAGAGCAGGCUCUGAACGAGAGAGAAAUAGAAUUGCAGGAACAAAUGCAGGAAGUUCUGAAGAAAGGUCCUAGAUCAGGUCAGGAAAUACAAUUCAUGACGGAUCUGGCCUUUAUAGAUGUGUUCAGAUUGGAGCGGUUACCAAAAGGUUUCAAGAUGCCUCCAAUAGAGCAGUACAACGGGAAGGCAGAUCCAGUAGAUCACCUAGAGACAUUCAAGUCUCUGAUGUACUUGCAAGGAGCCUCUGACACAAUCAUGUGCAAAGCAUUUCCGUCAACAUUGAAAGGAUCGGCGAGGCAGUGGUUCUCUCACCUUAAGCCACUGUCCCUUUCUAAAUUUAUAGAUCUAGGGAGAGCUUUCCUGACCAACUUUAUGAGCAGCAGAAUCCAUAAAACGACUGCAGCAAAUCUAUUGGCCAUUAGACAACAAGCUAGAGAGAUAAUCAGAGAAUUCCUCACUAGAUUCAACAAGGAGGCUUUGGAAGUGCGAGAUUUGGAUCUAAUGGUGAAGUUCCAAGCUCUCAGCAGUGGAAUCAGAGAUAGGAAACUGAAGGAAUCUCUGAUCAUGGAAGAACCAGUAGACAUGUGUGACCUCUAUUCACGUUGUGAGAAACACAUCAACUUGGCAGAGGUUCUCACUGUAGAGCAAGAAAGAGAAUUAAGAAUCGAGAGGAAAGGUCAAGACAGGAAAGAACCACCAGUUAGCAAAAACAAACCAAAAGAGAACAGGGAGCAGAGAGAGGGAAAGAGAAGAAGAGAUGAUCGAGCCUGGGUUUCGAGGAGUGAUGUGAAGCCAGAACUAGCGUACACACCGCUCACGCACAGGCGAGCAUACAUAUUGAAUGAAGUCAAAGACCGGUUGACCAUACAUUGGCCGACCAAGAUGGUGAAGCCUGCUAGCGAACACAAUAAAAACAAGUACUGCAAGUUUCAUCAAGACCAUGGCCAUGAUACUGAAGAGUGUAGAUAG